Molecule: messenger RNA, 4462 nt
Organism: Pieris napi
Lineage: Eukaryota; Metazoa; Arthropoda; Insecta; Lepidoptera; Pieridae
Gene: Nc73EF
Product: 2-oxoglutarate dehydrogenase-like, mitochondrial
Exons: 23
Coding region: 341-3520 (1059 amino acids)
Biological process (GO): tricarboxylic acid cycle
Cellular component (GO): mitochondrion; oxoglutarate dehydrogenase complex
Molecular function (GO): oxoglutarate dehydrogenase (succinyl-transferring) activity; thiamine pyrophosphate binding
Source: RefSeq, a predicted model, not a curated record
UACCCUCGCUCUCGCUCACUCAGUCCGUCUGUGGGGGAGGAAAAGCUAGAAUUUAUUGGAAAAAAUAUGAUUGAGAAUUAAUUUGAAGUUAUUUAAAAUUUACUGUGGUAUUACUAUUAAUUAGAUUAUUUAAGGUAACCAAAUAAAUAAAAGAAUCUCUCGAAAAUUUAAUAUUCCACUUACUGAUAAUUUUGCCGAUGUGUAAGUGUUAACAUUUCAUUUUAUACGUAAUAGAAAGGUGCGUGUUAUGUAACCUUGAAUCACGGGACCCUGUGUAUUGAUCCUGAUAUUUAAAGAUAUAUUUGAGAUUUAAGACCUAAACUACAAUCACACUGUCAAAAUGCAUCGAGCAAAAGUAAUUCUUCAAGCUUCAAGUAAAAUUGGCAACUCUGAAAGAUUUGCAUCAUGGCUUAUCAAAAAACCACAGGCUGCAGCUAUGACAGUAAAUGCCAACAGGCUAAAAAGUACAACUGCAGCGGAGCCUUUCCUCAACGGAUCCAGUUCGGCAUAUGUCGAGACUAUGUACAACAACUGGCUUACAGAUCCUAAUUCUGUACAUGCUUCAUGGGACGCAUUCUUCCGCAACGCGACAAAUGGGGCUCAACCGGGCGUCGCCUAUACACCGCCGCCAAACCUCGCGCCUUAUACGAAAAACGAAGUGCCUCUGACGUCACUUGUUCCAGCUGCCGGUGGGAUGCCUUCUAUUGCUUCCGGAUCACCUAUCAACGAAAAGAUCAUUGAUGACCAUUUAGCGGUUCAAGCCAUCAUCAGAAGUUACCAGUCACGUGGUCACCUCGUCGCGCAUCUUGACCCGUUGGGCAUCUCCACCGGUGAUCCGGUGUCAAGUGGAGAUUGGCACGGCGGCCUGCGUGCCUUCGCUAACGAAGCAGUCAUUAGGCAGCACGUACGAUUCGAUGAAGCCGAUAUGGAUAGGGUUUUCAAACUACCCUCGACCACCUUUAUUGGCGAGAAGGAAAAGGCCCUGCCGUUGAGAGAAAUUCUAAACCGCUUGGAAGAGGCGUAUUGCAACAACAUUGGUAUAGAAUUUAUGUUCAUAAACUCGUUGGAGCAAUGCAACUGGAUCAGGCAGCGAAUGGAGCCACCAAACGUCACCAAGAUGAGCAAUGAUCAGAAGAGAUUGAUUCUGGCCCGUCUCACCAGAUCUGCUGGGUUUGAAAACUUCUUGGCGAAGAAAUGGUCUUCGGAAAAGCGCUUCGGUCUUGAAGGAUGCGAGAUCCUCAUCCCGGCCAUGAAGCAGGUCAUCGACAUGUCGACCAAACUUGGAGUCGAAUCCAUCAUCAUGGGAAUGCCUCAUAGAGGUCGUCUUAACGUAUUGGCGAAUGUUUGCCGUAAACCGCUGCAUCAGCUGUUUACACAGUUUGCGGGAUUGGAGGCUGAAGAUGACGGCUCCGGUGAUGUAAAAUACCAUUUGGGUACAUACAUCGAGCGCCUGAACCGCGUCACCAACAAGAACAUUCGUUUGGCAGUGUGCGCUAACCCUAGCCACUUGGAAGCAGUCGACCCCGUAGUGCAGGGCAAGACUCGCGCCGAGCAGUUCUACAGAGGAGACAACGAAGGCAAGAAGGUAAUGUCUAUCCUUCUCCACGGAGAUGCUGCCUUUGCCGGCCAAGGCGUGGUCUUCGAGACGAUGCACUUGUCAGACCUGCCCGAAUACACCACCCACGGCACCAUUCACAUUGUGGCCAACAACCAGAUCGGGUUCACCACGGACCCCAGGCAUUCCAGGUCGUCUGCUUAUUGUACAGACGUAGCUCGCGUGGUCAACGCCCCAAUAUUCCACGUGAACAGCGACAACCCCGAAGCCGUGAUGCACGUGUGCAACGUGGCGGCCGAGUGGAGAGCCACCUUCCACAAGGACGUGGUCAUCGACAUCGUCUCCUACCGCCGCAACGGCCACAACGAGGUGGACGAGCCCAUGUUCACGCAGCCGCUCAUGUACCAGAAGAUUCGGAAGACUAAACCUGUACUCGAAAUCUACGCGGACCGUCUGAUCACGGAGGGCGUGGUCACCGCGGAAGAGGUCAAAGACGUGAAAGAUAAAUAUGAAAAGAUCUGCGAAGAUGCGUACAACCAGGCCAAGCAAGAGACACAUAUCAAGUACAAGGACUGGCUCGACUCGCCCUGGUCUGGCUUCUUCGAGGGCAAGGACCCGCUUAAGAUGUCCCCAACCGGAGUGGUAGAAGAAACACUAGUCCACAUUGGAAAGCGUUUCUCCAGCCCUCCCCCCAACGCAGCCGAGUUCGAGAUCCACAAAGGUCUGCUACGUAUCCUCAAAGCCCGCAUGGAGAUGGUCGAGAAACGCACCGUGGACUGGGCGUUGGCCGAGGCUAUGGCUUUUGGCUCUCUGUUGAAAGAAGGCAUCCACGUUCGACUCUCCGGAGAAGAUGUGGAGAGAGGAACUUUCUCGCACAGACAUCACGUACUGCACCACCAGAAAGUGGACAAGGCGACGUAUUGUGCGCUGGCGCAUCUUUACCCUGACCAGGCGCCUUACACUGUCUGCAACAGCUCCCUCUCCGAGUAUGGUGUACUUGGCUUCGAAGUGGGUUACUCGGUGACCAAUCCAAAUGCCCUCGUGCUAUGGGAGGCCCAGUUCGGAGACUUCAACAACGUGGCCCAGUGCAUCAUUGACCAGUUCAUCUCCAGCGGUCAGGCAAAGUGGGUGCGACAAUCCGGUAUUGUUCUGCUGCAGCCUCACGGUAUGGAGGGCAUGGGCCCAGAGCACUCGUCCGCCCGCCUUGAGCGUUUCCUGCAAAUGAGCUCCGACGACCCUGACUACAUGCCGCCCGAGAGCCAUGACUAUGAGGUACGUCAGCUCCACGACUGCAACUGGAUAGUGGCAAACUGUUCCACUCCAGCAUCGCUGUUCCACAUCCUGAGGCGUCAGAUCGCGUUGCCCUUCCGCAAACCUCUCAUCCUGAUGACGCCCAAGUCGCUCUUGAGACACCCUGAGUGCAAAUCCUCCUUCGACGAUAUGGCCGAGGGCACUACGUUUAAAAGAGUGCUGCCAGAGGAAGGCCCGGCUUGUGAGAAUCCCGAGAAAGUCCGGAAAGUAGCUUUCUGCUCUGGACGCGUUUACUACGACCUUCUCAAGGAACGACGUGACAGAGGGCUGGAGAAGGAUAUCGCUAUUGUUCGCUUGGAGCAAAUAUCUCCGUUCCCAUACGAUCAGCUGAAGAGUGAGAUCGCGAAGUACCCCAACGCUCAGCUCGUUUGGAGCCAGGAGGAGCACAAGAACAUGGGUUCGUGGAGCUACGUCGAACCCAGAUUCCGCACCCUGCUGAGGAACCAGAAACAAAUUAGGCGUAGUUCGGAAGGGGGCGGGUGGUUUAGCCAACUCUUGGGCCGCAGUGAGCCACAGACAGACACACAAACCGAGAUCAUUCCGCGCACCAUUAGCUACAACGGCCGAGCGACCGCCGCGUCUCCGGCCACAGGCUCCAAAGCCGCCCACAACAAGGAGCUGAAGAACUUGCUUGACGAAUUUUGCGUUUUAUAAAUAUUUUCAAACUAAAUUUUCUCCCACAGAAGGCAAUAGUUUUUUCGAAAUUGUAUCUCGGAAUUUCUUUUCAGUAUUUUUUAUUACUUAGAGUACUUAGGUAAAUUCUUAUUUAUUUUUUCUAGUUUUACUUUUGACGUUUCGAUGUAAAUAAAAUGUAGUGUAAAUUUGUAGUUGCCGUUGAGUCGAAGCCCUUUGUUAGUCGGAGCUGCGUAACUUGAGGCACGUACAAAAAAAAUUCGUAGUAAUUAUAAUGUAAAAUCUGUAAUUUAUGAUAUUGUUUAAAAUAUUUUUAAACUUACUGUAAAAAUUUAAUAUUUAAUGGCCAUAGGCAAUCCUAUAAAUACUAUAACAGUCUACUAACACUUAUAACUAAAGCUCAGUCUGACUGAUUACUGAGUACUAAGUAGACUGAUUUAGUUAUAAGGUGAGUUUAAUUCCUGUUAUGCAUUAAAACUAUCUAUAAACAAGUAGAAUUUUGAAUUAAGAACUUAACUAAAUCGAGUUUUAAAUUUACUAUUGUAGUUCGAAUUUUAAAUUAAGAACGAAGAGUUCGAGUUUUUAAUUAAGAACGACGAUAAUUCCAAAUUUGAAUUGAGAACAAAGAUAGUUCGAAUUUUGAAUUGAGAACGAUGAUGUUUCAAUAAAAAUUCUUGUAUCCUUCAAUGAUAUUUCAAGAUAUUACAUAGAUGUAACAACUUAGGCUUUUGCUGUAAUUUCAAUAGUUACCGCGGCACGGCUGUCUGUAAGGGUUAACACCAAAUCAUUUUGAAUUUAGCAAUUUAGGCGUAUUAUAUUGUCCAACACAUGCUUUGUUUUGUGCACAUUUUUUUGAAAUCGGCUCAGAGUGAAUGUAUGUAAGGUUAUGAAUGAAUGUUUGAAAGGUCUGAGCUAUUUACGUUACAUUGUCUAGAUUUACAAAUAUACAUAUUCGAAUGCUAA